GACGUGAGAGAUAUUUGGUCACAUCAGUAUCAACAGGGCUGACAAUGAGCGAGGGAAAAGUCUAUUGUCUCCACCGCUUUGAUUGCUUGUCUCUGUGCGUGGAAAUCCAACGCAAAGCUUGAGCGAGUGAGAGCCGAAAGAAUCGUCUCUUGAUUUUUACAGCUUUUGCUUUUGGUGUUUUUUCCUCGUAGUCUUCUUCUUCUUUUUUCUUUUUUAAUUGUUUUUCUUUACUACCACCCUUGAAUUCUGAGAGUGGUUUCAAUUUUCACCAAGCGGUCAGCACGGCUCUCUGAUUGAUCUCAUCGCCCGAUUUCUCGUUUUCUCUCGUCUUUCCCGCGAGUUCUUUUUGCUGGUCUGUCAUCCUCAGCCUUGCUAUUUAUUUUACCUUUGAUUUCCCUUUGCCUAAAGACACCAUCGCUGUGGUACUAGUGCACGCUCGCUGCUUGUUUUGGUGCUCUUGUUCUUUGCGUUUUUCUUUGCUGGCUGGCUGGCUGGUGCGUGCUUGCUUUUUCUGCUUUGGAUUUCUAGACUUGUACUGCCCUGUUGCUCCUCCAUAGCUGCUCGUAGUUUCUUAUCCACGUCUCCUCCCUCUUGAUUGUUCCUCGGUGGCCCUUCACGGGAGAGUCGUGGCAUUGUCUUGUUCACUCCAACCUCUUGGCCAUGCAUCCCUUUUUUUCCUUCUCCCUCUCUCACUUAUUUCUUCCGGAAGAGGUGCUCGAAGAAGAAUUGGAGUUAUAUUCACACAAGUGGUAGUCGCUACUAAGUUUGCGUCGAUCGAGAGGGGAGAAGGAGAUGAUCAGGGAAGACGAGGUAGUGUUGCACAAGGAUAGUUUCAUGGAGCUCGAACAAGAGAAAGAGGAGGACGAGGAAGAAGGGAGGCUUACAACUUUCCCAGACGAAGUCUUGGAAAACGUCUUAAAGUUCGUCACGGGACACAAGGAUCGAAACGCCGUGUCCGUGGUUUGCAAGGCGUGGUACAAGGCCGAGGGGUGGAACCGAGAAGCAGUGUUCAUCGGGAAUUGCUACGCGGUUUCUCCAGACAUUCUCACCCGGAGGUUUCCACGGCUCAAGUCGAUGACUCUCAAGGGGAAGCCUCGCUUCGCCGACUUUAGCUUGGUUCCUCCAAACUGGGGGGCCUUCUUCCACCCCUGGAUGCCCGUCAUCGUGGAGAGCUACCCGUGGCUGGAAGCGCUCAGGCUCAAGCGCAUGACCGUGUCGGACGAGAGCCUCUUCAUGAUCUCGCAGUUGCUGCCAAACUUUCGAGCUCUCAACCUCGUCAACUGCGAUGGUUUUAGCACCGAGGGCAUUGCAGCCAUCACCAGCCACUGCAGGUACUUGCAAGAGCUAGACCUCCAGGAGUGCCUGGUAGACGACCGCGGUGGAGAGUGGCUAAGCUAUUUCCCGGAGAGCUGCAACACGCUCGUCACUCUAAACUUCUCGUGCCUGGAGAGCGAUGUCAACUUUGAGUGCCUGGAGAAGCUCGUCUCGCGCUGCCGCUCCCUCAAGAAGCUCAACCUCAACAAAGGCGUCACUCUGGAGCAGCUCCUGCGCCUCCUCGUCAAGGCCCCGCAGCUCACCGAUCUCGGCACCGGGACUUACUCGCAGAUGCAAAACUGGUCGCAGUACGUGGAGCUCCGCACCGCGCUCUCAAACUGCAAGGAUCUCCGCCACCUCUCGGGCUUCUGGAUGGUGGAGCCGAUCUUCAUCCCGCUGAUCUAUCCCCUGGCGCAGAACCUCCUGUCGCUCAACUUGAGCUACGCCACCAUCCGGGCCACCGAGUUUGCCAAGCUCAUCCAGCGCUGUCCCAAGCUCGAGACUCUCUGGGUUCUGGAUUCCGUCGAGGACCGGGGCUUGCAAACCGUGGGCGAGACCUGCAAGAACCUGGUGGAACUCCGCGUCUUCCCGACCGAUCACGGUGGCCAGGGCUCGGUGACCGAGGCCGGUCUGGUGGCCGUCUCGCAGGGCUGUCCAAACCUCUCCUCCGUGCUCUACUUCUGCAAGCAGUGCACGAACCAGGCCAUCGAGACCGUCGCCACCAAUUGCCCGAUGCUCACUCGCUUCCGCCUGUGCAUCAUCACCCCCCGGCAGCGCGACUACAUCACCGGCGAGACCAUGGACGAAGGCUUCGGCGCCAUCGUCAAGAACUGCAAGAACUUGUCGCGCCUCGCCGUCUCGGGCUGGCUCUCGGACAGGGCUUUCGAGUACAUCGGCCACUACGCCAAGAAGCUGGAGACGCUCUCGGUGGCCUUCGCCGGGGAGUCGGACGCGGCCAUGCAGCACGUACUCAGCGGCUGCCCGAGGCUCCGGAAGCUGGAGAUCCGCGACAGCCCGUUCGGAGACUCGGCGCUGCUAGCCGGGCUUCACCAGUACGAGUCCAUGAGGUUCUUGUGGAUGUCGGCUUGCAGGGUGAGCCUCGCCGGCUGCGGCUGGCUGGCGGGGGCGAUGCCCAGGCUCAACGUCGAGGUGAUCCGCGAGCAAGGUGACGCUGAAGGUGGCGAAGGUGGCGAGAAAGGUGGCGGGGAGCUUGUCAUGGAUUGCAGCGAGCCGGUUGAGAAGUUGUAUGCGUACAGGACGCUGGCUGGGUGCCGAAGUGAUGCGCCCAGCUGGGUGAUCACUCUCUAACUCCGUGGUUCUAAAAACUCUCUUCCUUUUAAUAAGAUGAAAUCAAGUUUUAGACUA
Messenger RNA from Selaginella moellendorffii, 2679 nucleotides. Its product is annotated as protein AUXIN SIGNALING F-BOX 3. Gene Ontology annotation, molecular function: protein binding. Gene Ontology annotation, cellular component: SCF ubiquitin ligase complex. The record is from RefSeq and is a predicted model, not a curated record. The coding region runs from base 793 to 2622 and encodes 609 amino acids. The transcript is spliced from 4 exons. Gene Ontology annotation, biological process: SCF-dependent proteasomal ubiquitin-dependent protein catabolic process. NCBI's taxonomy places the organism in Eukaryota, Viridiplantae, Streptophyta, Lycopodiopsida, Selaginellales, Selaginellaceae.